Molecule: messenger RNA, 1026 nt
Organism: Gamsiella multidivaricata
Lineage: Eukaryota; Fungi; Mortierellomycota; Mortierellomycetes; Mortierellales; Mortierellaceae
Exons: 2
Coding region: 85-921 (278 amino acids)
Biological process (GO): potassium ion transmembrane transport
Cellular component (GO): plasma membrane
Molecular function (GO): potassium ion transmembrane transporter activity
Source: RefSeq, a predicted model, not a curated record
AGGAAUUCGGGCUACUUUUACGACAACAACAACAAACCUUUACGACCUAACGGACAUCACGCCUCCGGCAACUCCACUGCUAUCAUGGGAGCUCAUUGGAAGCGCGAAAAGGUGCAGGACCACAAGUUCGACUUUAUCAAUGUCGAUGACUUUAUAGACAACUCGUGCUGGCUACAGUUCCGGUACAUGCUCGUGUUUGCAGCCAUCAUGAGAGGCAUUCUCGUGUACUGUUCCGACAUCUUCACCGCCGUCAACUUGCUGACCAACUCGAGUCAGACUUCCUUUAUCCCCAAAACCGGCAUCGAGCUCGAUCUCCUUGGCAAGUUGCCCUUCGACGUCUACAAAUAUCUGUUCUCGGUCUGCAUUCUCCUGGGCUUCGUGCUCUUGGGCUUGGAGAUUCGUAGGGCGAAGAUGAUCAUCGCCUCCAGAGAUAUCUCCUAUGCGUUUACGUCCCUGAUCGCCAGUCGCUAUUACACUGUGAGAUCGUAUCCACAUUUUUGCCUCUUUUCUCAGAUCAACAAUUCGAAGAAGACGGUGGAUGAGAUCGCCUUUUUCUGCUUCUUUACUUUCCGAAACUGGAAGCGACUCAUGUUGGCAGACGCACCCCGACAGGUCAUCAAUGCAACCGUUCUCUAUCAGGUGUUCCACAAUCAUCUUGAUAAUACUUUUUUCGAUUGGAACAUUGUAGUCGGCAGGGGUGACGAUCUUAUCUUCAAGAAGAUCACCCUCGGAGCCAUGAUGUUCACAGUCGCCAUGUUUGCGCUCUCGUUGAUUAUGCUCAUCAGCGCAGUCAUCCUGUAUAUUCCCUUGGUCAGCCAUAUCCAGGGUAACCUGAAGGAAUACUGCUGCCACAAGAUUGAUAAGCGGUACGUCUUAGUCCUUGCUCAGGGUCAUGUCCUCAGUAGCAAACAAAUAGACUAACCGUAUAUUUUUUUUGUGUCAUGGCUGUUAGUAUCGAUGAGUUGAUCAAGAAAAAGACAAAGAGCAGAGCAACAGAGGCACUUAACGCCCAGGCAAAGGGAGGAA